UAUAUAUUUUUUUGCAAAUUUUGAUAAUUCCAAUAUAUUUUUAUGGUUAUGUGUAGAUGUCUAAGAAGAAGAACUUCGAGUUACUUGGCUUAUUGCGUACUCAUAAUAAAACAUAUACGAAAUUGUUGGAACAAGUCUGCAAUGGUCAAGACUGGACCAUGGGAACUGCUAAGAGAGAUUUAUUCUGGAGUAACUUUGUUUCUAGAUUGUGUCAGAAAACUGGCUUAGAAAACAAGAAAGACAUGGACGUUGCGUGUCAGCAUUAUUGCGACGAUCUCAAACUGACGUACAAGUACAUGCGGAAGACCAGCAACCCUUAUCCUAUUGAAUGUGUUUCGGUAGAAACUUGGGGUCAAAUGACUCGUAUUUUUGGUGGCUGUACUCCAUCCACUUCAACAGGGAGGAGUUCGCAGUCAAGAGGGAGCACUUCCUCUAGAAGAUCAGGUGUGUAUAAGCAAGUAAAAAAAGAUGUCAUCUAAAUAAGUCGAAACUACGCGAUGCUCUUGCUGAAUUGGCAUAUUAUGGUCAUUUGGACUUCGAUGCGAUUGGAAGAGUCGAACAAUAUGUAACCAAAUGCAAAACAAGUCUGCACACUUUUAUGGGGGGAUCUCAGGAGUAUAAGGCGUCCGUGGUUCGCAAGUAUCUGGAGAACGAUUCUCAAGUCCCAAAAUCCGUUUGGCAAACUUGAAAAAAUGGGAACUCAGUUGUUAAUGUAUUGUGGUUGAUACAAUUAAGAGAAUUGAAAUGUUGUGGUUUAUACAACUACAAGUGUAAAACUGGGAUUAUUUUCUAUUGUUCCUGACUUGUUUAACCCAAUUAACCCGCCAACCUGA
This is a messenger RNA of Helianthus annuus (common sunflower), 833 nucleotides long. RefSeq lists its product as uncharacterized. Bases 57 to 479 code for a protein of 140 amino acids. The record is from RefSeq and is a predicted model, not a curated record. Lineage: Eukaryota; Viridiplantae; Streptophyta; Magnoliopsida; Asterales; Asteraceae. The transcript is spliced from 3 exons.